Darwinula stevensoni is the source of this 2015-nucleotide messenger RNA. The record is from the annotation of a GenBank genome assembly. Lineage: Eukaryota; Metazoa; Arthropoda; Ostracoda; Podocopida; Darwinulidae.
CGUCAUUGUGCACAUGGCGCCGCAGAGCGCCCAUAUUUGAUGGUCAAGCUUUUUAGGCAGUUUAGACUGAAUUAACUUUUAUUUGAAAUGAGUUGUCGUCCCAUUAAUUGGUCUGAGCACAAAAUAACGUGCAUGUGUGGCGUUUGGUGUGUGCACUGAGCCAGUAAAGUGUUUGGCCAAUGCAAAUUGGAUGUGUCAUUGAGCCUUCAAGAAGAAGAUAAAGGAUAUAUCUUCAACAAAAUGCAGUUAUUAUCUACAUCAUUGGUGCUGCUCAUCUACCUUUUUGGUAUAGUUGCAUCAUUUAAAGCUCCUGAUGUUGAUUCUGCUCCUCUUCCUUUCGACUUGUUUUUGCCAACUCACCAACUACAUAGAAUGCUUGGAGUUAGUGCUGAGCUGUUCUACGUUCGGAAUGGGAAGGUCAACAAUUAUGCUCUUGCUUUUAAAAUGCCUGUCCCUCCUACCCAAGAAGAAGUCGUCUUCCAAUGGCACAUGAAACUUCCGCAACAGGUUGUCUAUGAGAUCUCAUUGAAUGCAUCUGAUGCAUUGAGGGAAGGAGCCUCAGUGAACAUAAGUUUGACAGGGGCUCUGCCGACAUCCUUGAAGGCAUUCUCGGUGGCCAUGAAAUGCAAAACACCCUCUGCUGAUUCCCAGUCAGUUGAAGUGGGCAUUAAUAUCUCCUCCAUUGGAUUUCUGCAGAUGCAGUUCCAGAAGUCUUGCUUAACUUCAGCUGUGAUUGGAGGUGAUGAAAAAGCUGCUGAGAACAUUAAUGAGGAUUCAUGGAUGAACAAUGGGAUCAUGGGGAUUAUCUAUCAGGGUGUAUGCCUUGCCAUUACCACUUCUGUUGCAUUCUUCUGUACCCUUUUUACGGUGUGGAUGGUCCGUCGAAAGCACGACUUGAAGCUUCCUCACCAAUCUGGGCAGAGUGAAGGAGGGGAUACAGGGGGCGAGACAAAGACCGUCGUGACCGUGACCGGCUGUCCACCAACCCCGACAACCGGCACGUUGGACACUGCUAGGAGACCUUCACUUUCACAGCUUAGUCUUCUUAGUCCAUCUUCACAUAUCAGUAAUCCUGAGGUUCAGGAGGAGAAUCUCCUUGCAAUAAGCAUUGAGCCAGCAAACCUUAGCAUCAAGGAGACAUUACUGGAAGGGACUUUUGGGAGGAUUGCUCGAGCACAACUCAAUGGCAAUGAUGUCUAUAUCAAAGCCUUGGGAGAUGUUGCAUCAGAGAACCAAGUCACAAUCUUCAAAAAGGAAGGUUCCCGAUUCCUUUCCCUGCAGCAUAUUAAUCUCCUCGUUCCAGAAGCAGCUGUGCUUUUGCCACCAAUUCUCAUCUACGCCUGGCCAGAAUAUGGAAAUUUAAAAAAAUACCUGGUGGAGCUGAGAAGUGGUGGAACCGAGGUGGGUUCGACCAUCUCGUCGAGGUGCCUCUCGACUCUAGAAGUGGCAAUUCUCUCCCUCCAAUACCUGUCGGGUGUUCUUUACCUCCACGAGCAGGGUUUCAUUCAUCGAGACCUAGCGACGCGCAAUGCCACCCUGAGCGAUGGCCCACGCGUAACUGUGACGGAUAACGCCCUGUCGAGAGAUCUCUUUCCCGGUGAUUAUCAUUGCCUGGGGGACAACGAGAACCGUCCCGUCAAGUGGCUCGCCUAUGAAAGCCUCUCUCAUCGCAAGUUCACUCCCCUCUCCGACAUCUGGUCCUAUGGCGUCGUAGUGUGGGAGAUUCUGACCCUGGCGCAGCAGCCCUACGCCGAACUGGACCCGUUCGAGGUGAAGAACGUCCUCAAGUCUGGUCAUCGCCUCUCGCAACCCAAGAACUGUCCCGAUCAACUCUAUCGACUCCUGACCUUCUGUUGGUCGCAGAAACCGGAGGAGAGACCAUCCGGUCAGCAGAUACGACAAUGCCUCCUCAACUUCCUUCAGCAGCUGGACAAGUUUGUCUGAUUUUAUUAUGUGUUCCCAUGCAAAUUGCAUUUUGAUCUCUGAUUUAUGAGGUUUUUUUUACUGGAUCUGAC